AGACCAAACAGACACCACACCUCAGACAAUCAGCCCAACGUAGACGGAUGUGGCGACAGCAACCACGAUUCCAAGUCCAGCAUAAGAAUGAGUGCUACUGUUCGUAGUGGUUUCAGAGCUUUGCUUGAUGUCAAGGCUUCAUUGCCAGAAGGCCGGCCCAUUGAUGUUGCAGAGUUUGGAAAAGCUCUCACUGAGCUAUAUGGUCCUGGUCUUCUAGGAAAGGAUGGGGCCCAUCCCUCUGGAAAAUUGGGUAGGUGCAACCUGGAAACCACCUGGGUAUCACAUAGUCAGAUAUGAGAGUCUUUGAAUGCGCGAUGCUUACCAAAUACAAUAGGUCUUGCCAUCAGUGGUGGCGUUGAUUCCAUGGCGCUGGCAGCACUAUAUUCCCGUUUAAGGCUCCAAAAUGAUGCGAUGCCGGAUGUUCAUGCAUUUGUCGUAGAUCAUGGAGCGAGAGAAGGGAGUGCUGAUGAAGCAAAUUCUGUUGCCAAAGUUUUGGCUGAGAGAGGUAUGUAGAUUCUCCUGCAUUUGCAAAUUACUCUCUAAUUCAUAUUCUCAGGCAUCCAGACUCGCGUUCUACAAAUAGACUGGGGAGGGCCCAGAAAGCCAACAAAUUUUGAGACGCAAGCGAGGAAAUUUCGCUACAGAACUUUGGGGAAAGCCUGUAGGGACUUGGGAAUCAGAUCUUUACUAGUUGCCCACCAUGAGGAUGACCAAGCUGAGACUGUCGUGAUGAGAUUGUUGAAAGGCCAUCCAACACAAGGACUCAGGGGUAUGAAACCUUAUGCACCAAUACCAGAAUGCCGUGGCAUAUACGGUGUCCAUCAAGGUGGUGGAGAUGUGGAGGAGACAUUUUCUUAUCAAAACACGCUUCUGAGCAAACUUCCAUUCCCACCUCAGCUACCGACAGCGUCGGGUGGCAUAAAACUUCUUCGUCCAUUGUUAAGCUUUUCAAAAAGUCGUUUGAUAGCUACAUGUCAAGCGGAAAAGAUGAAAUGGUUUGAAGACGCUACAAACAAGGACCCAACGCUGACCCAAAGAAAUGCUAUUAGACAUGCCUACAACUCCAACAAAAUGCCGGCUGCGUUGUCAAAGUCGGAUGUUCUCCAAUUGGCUGAGAGAGCGAAGGAUAUUUUCCUCACGCAACAAGAAAUCGCCGACUCGUAUCUUUCUCGAUGCGAAAUAUCAGACUUCCAAACACGAAGUGGGAUUCUAAAAAUUCGUUUCCCAACUCUGGAUCUCCCAACGGACUUGCCUCUUGAUCAGAAAAUAUUCAUUGCGACAAACAUUAUCCGAAAUGUAAUCAAACUCGUCGCACCACACGAGAUCCUUGCGAGCGACUUGGAACUUACCAUAAAACGGAUAUUCCCCGAACUCUUCCCAAACGAAGACAUCAAGAGAGUGUUGUCGUCCACUGUUGAGAUGGUCGUAAUACUACAACAUCCCGAAGAAUCUCAAACCAAUAAACCCUACUACACCAUCUCCCGAAGUCCCUUCGCAAGAACCAGACACCCCAUCUAUACCUUUCCACUCCCAGAAAUAAAUCUGACUUCAGAGUCACUCGAAACACCAGACCCUCAAGCGCAAACACAAGAAAUUCCUUGGUCAGAAUGGCAUCUCUUCGAUGGCCGCUACUGGAUCCGCAUAAAAAACAAAACCUCCCACCGCAUCCAACUCCGACCCUUCAAAACAACAGAAUUGAAAGCCUUCGCAGCCAACCUAUCCCCCUCCUCGGUCGAAAAACUGUUCCAGCUCUCCCCCAUCUUACCCAGACAUAUAAAAUGGACCCUUCCCUGCCUCGUCCUCCAACCAGAAAGUCCCGAAGAAAAAGUCCUAGCCCUCCCCUCUUUACACAUCGGAAUUAAAGACGUGGAGAACUACAUCGACUACGAGAUCAAGUACAAAAAGAUCUACUGGGGCGCUCUGAGUACAGAGAGAGUAGAUCUCUGCCAGACCCCGAGUGUGCGUGAAAAGCCACCCGCGCGGUGGCUUGCGUUGGGUCUCCAAAAGAGUUCUUCAUCGGAACAGCCACUCGUUCGGCCACAUUGGUCGGGUUACGAGGACGUUCGGUUCCAUAUGACGAAUUACGACGAAAAGAGUUAUUCAUCGGAGCAGAGACUCGUUCGGUACCAAAAACGCUUUGGGCCCAAAAUUCAGUUCAAAUAUUCGCCCGAAGUGACACCCGAGCCAGAUGUUGAAAAAGGAGAAAAGGGAGAGAAAGGGGUGGUCCGUAAAGUGGCCUUGACGAAGGUGAGGAAACUUGAUGAUAUACCUAAAGACGACCACGUACCGAUGAUGCAAACACCCCUCGAGGCUUCUGCGCCCAUUCGGAAGUCGUAUACUACCGGGUCCAAAUUUCUAACCUAGGAUGUUUACCAGCGAACGUUUUGAAAGGGGUUGAUUGCAUGAUGGCAAACUAAGGAUAUCUACGAUCAGGAGGAUGGCUCCUAAUCCUUGGGUGGGGAAAAGCUGGGGAAUACAGGGGAGUUUUUGAGAUGGAGUUGAGGUUUGGUUUCGAUGCGUCAUGUAUUGUAAGAUUAAUCGUGAGAGUGGAGAAUGAGGAGAAAAAAUUCCUCCUCGUAUAUAAGUAAUUUGAAGUGUUGCUACUA
Messenger RNA from Hymenoscyphus albidus, 2606 nucleotides. Lineage: Eukaryota; Fungi; Ascomycota; Leotiomycetes; Helotiales; Helotiaceae. The record is from the annotation of a GenBank genome assembly.